AUGGAAAUCUUGGGCCGCAUCGUUGACCUGGAUGCCAAAGAGGAGGGUGUGGCCACGCGCAAACACGUCCUGAGCAUGCUGCCACCCCGGUGCAGCCCGGCCCUGAGGGAGAUGGAGCCGAAGGACCAGCAGCUCAUGCGUGGAGCUCACGAGGUGCGGGGGGAGGGGAAGGAGGAGCAGGAGAGAGCAUGGGCCGGGGGGGUCUCUGGUGUGCUGGGAGAAUCAGCAGCUGCCGCGGUGUCCUGCCCACAGGUAGUGCUGCGGAUCCGCCCACUCAGUGACACAGAACUGGAGGAAGGAGCCACCGUCAUCGCCCACAAAGUGGGGAACCAGAUGGUGGUGCUUAUGGACCCCGGCGAGGACCCCGAGGACACACUGCGCACACACCGGUCCCGGGAGAAGACCUUCAUCUUUGACACUGUUUUCGACCAGCAUGCAUCACAGGAAGACGUGUACUGUGCCACCACCCAGCACUUAGUGGAAGGUGUCAUUUCUGGGUACAACGCGACGGUGUUUGCCUAUGGCCCCUCAGGUGCAGGAAAGACCUACACCAUGCUGGGCACGGACACAGAGCCUGGCAUCUACCUCCAGACCCUCACCGACCUCUUCUGGGCCAUCGAGGAGACCCGGGACAACAUGGACUACAGCGUGUCCAUGUCUUACCUCGAGGUUUAUAACGAAGUGAUCCGGGAUCUCCUGAACCCCUCCUCGGGAUUUCUGGACCUGAGGGAAGAUUCCAGGGGCGGCAUCCAGAUAGCAGGCAUCACAGAGGUCUCCACCUCCCAUGCUGAGGAGAUCAUGCAGCUCCUCACCAAAGGCAACCGGCAGCGCACCCAGGAGCCGACGGCCACCAACAAGACGUCGUCGCGCUCCCACGCCGUGCUGCAGGUCACCGUGCGCCAGCGGAGCCACGGCGCAGACUUGGAGGAAGUGCACGUCGGGAGGCUCUUCAUGGUGGACCUGGCAGGCUCGGAGCGGGCGUCCCAGACCCAGAACCGAGGCAAAAGGAUGAAGGAGGGUGCGCACAUCAACCGUUCCCUGCUGGCACUGGGCAACUGCAUCAACGCGCUCAGCGAGAAGGGUGGCAGUCGGGCGCAGUACGUGAACUUCCGGGACAGCAAACUCACGCGCCUGCUGAAGGAUGCCCUGGGAGGGAACAGCCAGACAGUGAUGAUCGCCCACAUCAGCCCAGCCAGCACAUAUUUUGAGGAGUCGCGGAGCACGCUGCUCUACGCCUACAGAGCAAAGAACAUCAAGACCAGGGUCAAGCGCAACCUGCUGGAUGUGUCCUACCGCAUCGCGCAGUACACGGACGUCAUCUCCAACCUGCGCAGGGAGAUUGGACGCCUCAAAGCCAAGCUCGAGAGGCAGGAGAAGGAGAAGCGGAGCGGCCCUGCCGUCAGGGAAGUACAAGCCAUGAUCCCCGCCAACGACACAGAGGAGGAUAGCCACCUGCAGAUGAACAAGAUUCAGGCACAGCUCAUUGGGGCCUUCAAGGAGCAGUUGGAGAUGAGGCGCAGCCUGGUGGAGCUGGAGAAUACCAACAUUGAGCUGCACAUCGACACGUCCCGCCACCUGCUGACCAUUACAGACUGGGAGCGGGAGAAGACCCAGCACCAGACGCACAGGGACAGGACGCCCGAGAGAGACGAGGAGCCAGUGGAGCCCGACGCGGAUGGGGGCGAGGGCGAGUCCGCAGAGCCACACGAGGUGGCUCUGGCCAGAGAGGAGGUCAACAUGCUAUUAGCCGAGCAGCGGAAAACUGCGGCCCUCAAGGCCGGGCUGGAGCAGCGGCUGGCCAACGCCAAGAAGAAGGCCUCGCAGAUGGAGAAGCUGCUGCCCCGGCAGGCCAUCAGUGAGGACCAGAGGGAGGUGCUGCGGCUGCUGUGCAGGGCCCACGAGCUGGAGGUGGAGAACACGGAGCUGCAGGCCCACAGCCUGCGCAGGAAGAACCUGCUGUGCCAGAAGGACUUCGUGAUCCAGCGCUACCACCAGCACCGGCGGCUCUGCGAGCAGAUCAUCCAGGACCAGCAGCAGCUGAUUCGGGACGGUGGCGUCCCGGUGCCGGAGCCCCUGGCCCAGCGGUACCGCCUGUACUCCCGGGAGCUGGGCGAGGGUGCGCUGAACCGCCUGCUGCUGCUGCACUCGGUGAUGUCCAGCUCCCUGCGGGAUGGCUCUGUUCUGAGCAUCUCUCCCCCACCGGAGGAGUCCAGCCGAGACCAGCCGGACGACAGGAAGGACCUCCCGUGGGGCGCCCAGUUUGAGCUGCCACCGAUGCUGCUGGAGACGGACAGUGAUGGUUACAAGUCAUCGAAAGCCACACCAUCGAAAAAACCUGGAAAGCAAGAUUCGCUUCUCCCUCCAUCUUCCCUCCGCAUCCUGCUAACCCCUCCAAUUCACGAGAAGCCGAGCUCCCUGAGCGUGAAGAAUUUGGUGUCCAAGCUGUGCUCCCCGGCCGGCCUGGAGCUGGGACCCGUGCAGACGGCGGCGGAGGCUGGGCUGAGCGCGCAGGCCCUCAAGGAGAUGGCCGUGAGCACCAAGAGCAUCGCCCUCAUCGCGGCCACCCGGCGCUCCAAGGCGCAGGACCGCGAGGGCGGCAGCGGCCGCUCCUCCCUCCACCUGCCAGAGGAGGUGGCCCCGGACCCCAGCCCGGCAGACGGGAGGUGGCCCCACGUCAGCCCGUGCAGGGACCGCUCUGUGGAGAGGAAGGCCAGGAGGCGGCGGUCACCCUCGUUCACCUGGAGCGUGCAGCUGGCAACAGAGAAACUUCAGCCCCUCUCCGUGGACCGUGUGGCUGAGACCCAGCACCCCUCUGCACUCCCUCAGCUGUCAAAGUCGUCAGGAAAGAGCUUUUUCCCUGCUGUCCCUGCAGCCUCCAAGAUAAAACCCAGCCUCAGUUUCCAUGCAGAUGAGAACACUGUCCACGUGCCUGAGGUCAGCUUCACCUUCCCCAGCGCCAUGUGGCAGAGCAGCACAAGCCCGAGCAGGGUGCCCCUCCUGCCCCGGGACAUCCGAGGGUCUACAGACUGCGGAGGCCGACGCCACAGCCCACUGCACCCCAGCAACCUCCGCAGGCACCAGGGCAGCAGCGCCAAGAGGCCAAGAAGACCAAAAUAAAGAUGGCAGCAGGCAGAGCCGGGGGAAGGCCAGAGAGGCUGAUCUCGGGCGCUGGGGUCUCUUGCCCCAGAGUUGGAUUUGAGAGAUGGGGGCCCUGGCAGGGACACUUUGCGGGGGCAGCCCGCCCUAGGUUUCCACGGCCAUUUGCACAGUGUUCACCUCUCCAACCGCCUGCAGAAGCGGGGCUGUCCCUGGAGCAUCAGAGCCUUCCCCAGGACCCCUCACAGGGGAGCUAAGGGCCUUGUAUGGGUUGUUCCCAAUCACAGGUGCUCUUCCCAGGAUCACUCCACAGUGCGGUUUCUGCUUCGGGAGAAUGCUCUCUGGGGGCUGGGAUACCAGGCCAUCGCUCUCCAGGUCAGAAUCAGGCUGAGGAAGCCUCUGGGGACACCCGAGUAGCUGCCAGCAAGAGGAAGAGAAGAAUUUGUCCCCAAACUCCAUGUAUUAGUUGAGGUUCUCCAGAGAAACAGAACCAGUGUGUGUGUCUGUGUGUACACAGAAGAGGGAGAGGGAGAAAGGGAUUGAGAUUUACUUUAAGCAAUUCAUUCACGUGAUUGUGGGGACUGGCAAGUCCGAAAUCUGCAGGGCAGACUGGAGACCCAGGGAAGAGCUGAUGCUGCAGCCUUGAGUCUGGAGGCAAAAUUCACUCUUCCUCAGGGACCUCAGUCUUUUUUCCUUUCAGCCUUCGACUGAUAUGAUGAGGCCCACCCACACUGUGAGGGGUAAUCUGCUUUCCUCAAAGUCUACUAACUGAUUUCAAAGUUAAUCUCAUCUAAAAAAUACCUUCACAGCAACAUCUAGAUUGCCAUUUGACCACGUAUCUGGGUCCUGUGGCCUGGCCAAGUUGAUGCAUAAAAUUAACCCUCAUGCCCCACAAGCCUUGGGCAGCCUGCAGAGUGACACUGGUCCCCUCCUCAUGUGUACACAGGCUCCUGGACAAGCCAGCAUCAGGGAAAGAUGAGAAUGUUCUCCCAUUCCUAUGACCUACCCAUCCCCCACUGUGUUCUAAUGUCCCUCUCAACACCCCAGUUACGCAGAGAGGAAAAUGCUGCCAGCUGUUAGAAACAAGAUAGAACUGUCAAGGUGCAUGAAACCAGCCAUGUUAACCGGGAACACAAAAGUCCCGGUUCUAAUUGCAUUAGGAUUGUAUGAGCUUCAGUCAUUUUUUCCUCAAGAUAGGACAAAACCCAGAAAAUCUCUGCACGCUGGCCCGUGGGAGCUGGACCAUCACCUUGUCUGGCUAUGCUUUUGGCACUUGCUGUGGUUAUCAAACCCGCACCCUCAUCCCUUGCUCUCGGGUCACCUUGUUUGGAGGCCAUGGGGACCAGCGCCACCUCCCCUGUGGCAGGAGCCACGCUGGGCAGAGCACCUGGCAGGACCAAGAUGGGGAACAGAGACGAGCCCUGUGGAUUUUGGGAAUCGGCCUGUAGCACGUCAGGGCAGGGAGGUGGCGGUGGUGUUGUGGUCUCGUCCCUGAGUGGGAAGCGGGUCGUAUUGGACUAUGCGUGCCUGGCACGUGGUGGGGUCCCCAUAAGUGCUCUGCGAACUGCCCAGCUGGACGCCACGGCCUGGCCUCCCCCUUGCUGUAACCCCUGCUGUCAAGGAAGAUGUGCUAGGGGCUUCGUCAGAGCCGUGUUUUCCUUUCUGGUCUUCUUGAGGAGAGUGUGGAGGUAGGCAGGUGGGUCCUAUGAACCUUUGGGGGCUCUGCUGCCUGCUGUGCGGCAGACCUGCCAUGGCGCUGUCAGAGGCCCAUUUCCCUCGCUUGGAGGGAGGUGCAGAGCCCGGGGUGGGGGGCAGAGUGGGAGGACUUCUGCUUUCCUGCCCAGCUCCAGAUCCUGGGUGGGGCAGAAGUUGCUGGUUGCCUCUCUAUGUCUGCUCUCUUUCUUCCGUGAUAAUAGAACCCCCAAUUUUAGCUGGCCACAUGGCUCCCAAAAGAAAGACUAUAUUUCCCAGCCUCCUUCGCAGCUGUGUAUGGCCACGUGACAAAGUUCUGACAAAUGGGGUAUAGGCCAGAAGCAGCUGCUUCCAGGAAUCUUUAUCAUAAAGGAUAAUCAGCAUGUUCCUCACGCCUCUUUUCUUCUUCACUUCUUCAAUCCUGGAAUUUGAAUGUGAUGGCUGGAACUCUAGCCACCAUCUUGGGGCCAUGAGGGCAAAGGCCAUGCUCUAGGUAGGAUGGAGGGGGGAGCCGGAAGGAGCCUGGGUCUGUGAGGAGCAGAGAUGCCUCUCAGCACUGUGACAUCCUGCCUCCAGACUUUAACUUGAGAGAGAAUGUCUACCCGAAGACAUUGUGGUUUGGUGAACCUCAUCCUAGCUGAUAGAUGAGGGGAGACCCAGGCAGUUGGCAAGUCGUGGCUGGAGACGUCUCUGGUACUUUUGUGGAGUGACAGCAGAGGAGUAGAAAUGGCAGCACUGGGGGACGAGGCAUGGGGGUCAGGCAUGGCCCCUGAGUUGUUCCUGGGGUGGUGUGAGAGUACAGCAGAAACUUCUGGUCUUUCUACACCUCGUCUUGAGUCAGGUAUAAAAGUUGGCCAAGAGAGAGAGCUGUUGGAUCUCGGGAGUGGGGGUCUUCACUGUGAGGCUGUGGGGUGGCCCAUGCCUCUGAAAAUGAGCUAAAGAGGCACUUACAUCUCAGGGGGUCCCAGCCUCGUGAGGGGAGUGUAUUAGUCAGAGUUCCCAGCAAAACAGAACGAAUACAAUGUGUAUAUAUAGAGAAAGAGAUUUAUUUUAAGGAAUGGGCUCAUGCAAUUAUGGAGGCUGGCAAGGCCCAAAUCUGCAGGGUGGGCUGGCAGGCUGGAGACCGAGGGAAGGGCUGAUGCUGCAGUCCAAGUUCAAAUCUGAGUCUGGAGGCUGCCUGCUGCAGAACUCCCUCUUGCUGAGGGGGAGGUCAGCCUUCUAUCCUAUUCAGGCCUUCAACUGAUUGGACAAGGCCCACCUAUGUUAUGGAGGGCAAUUCACUUCACUCAAAGUCCACCAAUUUAAAUGUUAAUCUCAUCCAAAAACACCCUCACAGAAUGAUCCAGAGUAAUAUUUGACCACAUAUCUGGGCACUGAGGCCCAGCCAAUGGACACAUAAAGUUAACCAUCCCAGAGGGGGCACACCCAAGGGCCAGACAGGAGGCCAGCAGAGGACCAGGAAGAGCCAGGAUGGAGAAAUACACACCCCCUCUGUGCCAGCCACCGUCACAGCUGAGGAGGCCCUUGAGCUCGGGAUCAACCCGGGUGACAGCAGCCGAGGGAGGAUCUUGAAUUUGGCCCAGUGUGAACCCAAAAUGACUGAGGAAGAUUACACAAGCAUCGGAGUGUACACAGGGGUUCUAUUUGAGGACUGAGUUCAUGUGACCGUCGAAUUUGUGUCUGUGACAUAAAGAUCAUCCUGUGAUCUCACCACUUAACAAAAGAGAGAAAGUUAUAUAAAGUGAGAAAUAAAAAUGCCCUCCCUCAUCUCACGCCAUCUUGGAGGUAACUUCUCUUUAACAAUUGGGUGCGUGUUCUUCCCAAUUUUCCCUCAAAAUAAUCCAAGUUAGAAGGGUCUCAGUUUAGGUUCCCACAAAUGUGGAGACUGCGACAAGACCAAGGUGCAGGUGGUUGACCCUGAGGGCCAGGAGGCACUUGCAGCCCCUGGCAGUGGAGGGGGCCGUGGGGGCAUUAACCCUGCAGGGUGGGAGUCCAGGCAGUGGAGGGACCCAGGGCAGAGGAUGAACACUCAGGGGUGAACCUCAGAGCAAAGAGCACUGCAGCCAAUCAGAGCCGUCCACGCCUGCAGCGGGACUCAGAGGCCAGGCCCCGGGCUGUGAGCGCGGACCAGAGGCAUCUGGGACGAGAAAGUCCUGUACACACUCACUCACACUCUCACGCACACUGACACUCUCUCACCCUCACACACUCACACCCUCCCCCUCCCCCACACCCAUGCACCUGUCUCCAGCCCCCCUGCUGUCGCUCCCUCUGCCCCCUCUGCUCGGAGUGCCCUUCCCCACCCUCUCUCACAGCUCUGGGUCCUUCCCAAGCUCAGCACAGAAUCUCACCUCCCUAGAGGCCUCCUUUCCUUACCUGCUAGCCCCAUGCGCUCAGAGCCUUCCUGCUCACUGCACUUCCCCACCAGGUGACGACUGCCUUUCUGCAAGUGUCCCCACCUCUGCACCCCCAGCUCCUUGGACCAGGCCCUGCAUCAUCCCUGGCCCAGGGCAGGUGCUCAGGAAUGGCUGUGGAAUGAACGAAUGAAUGAAUGAGUGCAGACGCUGUGCUGAGAGCUGGAGCGACAGGGCUGGGGUGCUGGCCUGGGACAUCGUGGUGCUGUGGGAGAUCGGUCCCUCAGCAGACAGCGUGCAGCAUUAUGGGCUGUGCAGAUGUGUCCACACACCACGGUGGCCCUCCAGGGGCCUCGCUGUGUGUGUCCUGGGAUCCAACGGAGACAAGAGGAAGCAGGUGCUGAAACUAACAAGAUGUCAGAGAUGUGUCCAGAUGUGUGCCCAGCACGUUAUUCAUGGCCUCGUCACAAGCCUCAGAUGCCGCCCUCAGCCUGCGGCCCAGGAGGCGGGACCCUUGCUUGGUUACUUGGUGAACAGGUGGUGAGCCGGGAUUUGAACCCAGGUGCAUGGCCUUUUCCCUUGUCACCUCCAGCAGCCAGGCAGGAUGUGCUGGGCAAUAAGGAGUCACAGCAUAUUCCUGAGCAGGGGAGAAACCUGAGUGUGUGUCGUCGUUGCAUGGUGCGUGGCGGCUCGUAGCUGCUUAGCGAACAUGGGCUGAGAGCUGGGGGACGAGGAAGGAGGAUGUUAGAGAAACAGGGUCCUUAAAUGUGUGUGUGGAAGGAGGGGCAGGUUAUGAAACCUGGUGAGAAUUUGUGUUAUAUACGCGUAUGCAUAUGCACACAUUUGUGUAUCUGGAGGUGCAGGUGUGUGUGUGUGUCUACACCGACCCAUAUGUGCUGCACAGAACAGCUUUGGCAGGAAAUCCAAGAGACUGGUCACAGUGAGGGAUUCGGUGGCGGGCGAGGAGUGGGUAGGAGAUUCCCUUCACCUUGUACACGGUUUUGAACUAUUGGAUUUUUACCAUGUUCACAUACGACCUAGUGCAAAAAAAUUAUUUUUAAAACAGCCAUGGUUCUAUUAUAUGCGGGUGUGGGCAGCUCUCUGAGAUAAACCAACUGAAAAAAAUAAAGGUUCAGAACAGUAGGUAUGACAUGAUUUUAUGUCUGUAUGACGACGCUUAUAUAGAUGUAUACAAAUGUGGUUGACAUAGAUGUUUCUGGAAGAAUUCCUACGAUGCAAAGACGAAAACUGGUGCUGUGUUUGCAAAGUGAAAGCCACUGAUGAGCGGUAGGA
Molecule: messenger RNA, 8435 nt
Organism: Diceros bicornis minor
Lineage: Eukaryota; Metazoa; Chordata; Mammalia; Perissodactyla; Rhinocerotidae
Product: kinesin-like protein KIF19
Exons: 21
Coding region: 1-3117 (1038 amino acids)
Biological process (GO): microtubule-based movement
Molecular function (GO): microtubule motor activity; ATP binding; microtubule binding
Source: RefSeq, a predicted model, not a curated record